Molecule: messenger RNA, 1154 nt
Organism: Crotalus tigris (Tiger rattlesnake)
Lineage: Eukaryota; Metazoa; Chordata; Lepidosauria; Squamata; Viperidae
Product: thialysine N-epsilon-acetyltransferase-like
Exons: 6
Coding region: 242-760 (172 amino acids)
Molecular function (GO): N-acetyltransferase activity
Source: RefSeq, a predicted model, not a curated record
AUAAAGUGCUCCAGGCAGGAUCAAAAGCUAAUAAAAAUCCGUGAAGCGUCCCGGCCGCACCUGCAGGGGGGAAAGGGCGAUGCCCCCCCCCCACUUCUCCGCGUGAUUGGCACCCGGCCCUGCCCGGCCCUCUGCAGCCGCCCACAGGGCAGGGCAGGGCAGGGCAGGAGGAGAUAAAAGUGGCCCUCUGGUUUCCCGGGGGGGGGGUGUGUGACUUCGGAGCUACACCCUGGCCUGAACGAUGGCGUGUCUCAUCCGGCCGGCCUGCAGCAGCGACUGUGACCUGCUCAUGAGCUUCAUCAAGGACAUUGCUGACUAUCACAACUUAUUGCAGGAGGUCACAAUCAGCGCCGAAGAUCUGAAAGCAGACGGCUUUGGCCCAGAUCCCUUCUUCAAGUGUCUAAUGGCUGAAUUGCCCCCGGAAGACCCCUCUAAGCAAGGGCGUCCGAUUGGCUACGCCUUGUACUAUAAGGCCUAUUGCGUCAACCACGGAAAGAAGAUAUAUUUGGAAAAUCUAUACGUGGUGCCGGAAUUUCGCGAUAAAGGAAUCGGAAAGCAGAUGCUGAUCAAACUUGCCGAAAUUGCGCUCGCCGCCGGCUGCACCGGGAUGAAAUUUAGCACCAUGGAAGGGAACCAGCGGGCGAAGAAUUUGUACCUGCGGCUCGGAGCCGAGGACACCACCCAGUCCUUUGACUGGCACUGCAUGGAGUUCAGCCAAGAAGCCUUGCAAAGGCUCGCUCAGGGCGGGCAGGGCUCGUGAGUGCGCCCCAGGCCGACUCGGGGGGGGGGGGAGGAGGAGGAGGAGGAGGAGGAGGAAGGGCACCACUGCCAAGAUCAGAAAACCAGGAUUUCUCAGCCUUAGCAACUUUUAAGAUCUCUGGACUUCAACUCCCAGGAUUCCUCAGCCAGGAUUCACAGACUUCGACUCCCAGAAUUCCUCAGCCAGCAGGACUGGAUUUCAAGUCCCAGAAUUCCCAGCUAGCAUUUGUGGACUUUAAUUCCAAAAUUCCCCAGGUAGCAUGCCUGGAUCAACUCCCAGAAGUCCUCAACCAUCACACCUGGACGUUGAUUCCCAGAAUUCCUCAGGCAUCGUACCUGGAUUUCAACUCCCAGAAUUCCUCAGCCGUCACGCCUGGACUUUGAUUCCCAGAAUU